UUUUUUUUAACAGUUUUAAGCAGCGGGGUGAAGAGGAGCGAGGGAGACGCGGGGGGAGCCGCGCUGCUGCAGCGGCCGCGGGCAGCGCCUCGAGGAGCGAGGGGCGGCUGCAGCGCGGCGCCGGCCCGCUCUCCCGCGCGUAACUUGCGCCCCGGCGCUGGGGGCUCUUGCCGGCGAUGGAUUGGGGGAGCCGCAGCUCCUGAAGCCCCGGACUUCUCCCCUCCCCCUGCCCCUGCCCGCCUUGCAGGAUCAGUCGCCCCGUAAGACAGACACACGCGCGCACACGGGCCCCCUCCCCCUCCCCCAGUUGUGCAGAGAACUUUUUUUGCUGGGUUUUCUUCUUCUUUUUUUCGGCUUUUUUCUUCUCUGUGUAAAAUGGAGGGAGCCAGCCCGAGGAUGGCUCUGCAGCCGCGGCCGCCCGGCUCCGCACCGCCCAGCCUCUGAGCGAGCGCAGGGGCGCGGGCAGGGGGAGCCCCGCGCCCGCCGGCCCCGCUGCUGCCCCUCGCCGUCCGCGCGGAGCCGCGGAGGGGCCGCGCCGGUGGGCCGAGCGCCGCCGCGGCCGGCUGCGAGCGCGGAGCCCCGCGGCGGCACCACCUGGGCUGGUGGGACGGAUCGGCGCCCGCGGCGCUUUCGCUGCCGCUUGUGAAGAUUUUUAUUUGCUUCCGCACAAUCACGCCCACGGGCGCUGAGUGCGUGUGUUGGGCUGGCUUUUUUUUUUUUGGCUUUUUUUUUUUUUGGCCUCCUUCUUCUUCUUCUGGUGGUGGAGAGCCCUAAUUACUGCGCUUGCUGAUGGACCUUGGAAAGAAGGCUGCCCCGGCGCCCCGCUCCGCAGUCGGACCCGCUCAGCCUGCGCCGGACAGAGCCGCCGCUCGCCCGCCGCCCCCCGCCGGCUCCGCGGCCCCCCGCGCGCCCCCGGCUGCUCGCCGGCCCCCGGCGGCCGCCGCCGUCCGCUGCUGGGCAGGACCCCGCCAGGCGCCUGCGGGCCGGGAUCGUACCGUCGCCUCGCCCUUUCCCCCCCUGCUCCGCUUGGAUUACUUGGCUGCUGCCGCUCGGUGAUCCCGCCGCGAUGGAGAAAUCCACGGCAAUAUUAAUCCAAGGAGGUGCUUUGGGGACAGUUGGCGGUACAAUGGCUUCUCAGUACCUCGUAGUGGCUCUGGCCGUUUUCUGCUCUUUUACCCAGGUUGUAAUAGAAGCCAGCUCUUGGUGGUCUUUAGGGAUGAAUCCUAUGAACCCCAUGAACCCUGUGCAGAUGUCAGAGGUAUAUAUAAUAGGAGCCCAGCCACUAUGUAGCCAGCUAGCAGGGCUUUCCCAAGGACAGAAGAAACUCUGCCAAUUGUAUCAGGACCAUAUGCAGUUCAUUGGAGAGGGUGCAAAGACGGGCAUUAAGGAGUGCCAAUAUCAGUUCAGACAUAGAAGAUGGAAUUGCAGCACUGUGGACAACAACUCUGUUUUUGGCAGAGUCAUGCAGAUAGGCAGCCGGGAGACGGCCUUCACCUACGCGGUGAGCGCGGCCGGCGUGGUCAACGCCAUGAGCCGGGCCUGCCGCGAGGGCGAGCUCUCCUCCUGCGGCUGCAGCCGGGCCGCCCGGCCCAAGGAUUUACCCCGGGACUGGCUUUGGGGCGGCUGCGGCGACAACAUCGAGUACGGGUACCGCUUCGCCAAGGAGUUCGUCGACGCCCGGGAGCGCGAGCGGGUCUACCAGAGAGGCUCCUACGAGAGCGCCCGCAUCAUGAUGAACCUGCACAACAACGAGGCCGGGAGGCGGACUGUGUACAACCUGGCCGACGUGGCCUGCAAGUGCCACGGCGUCUCGGGGUCCUGCAGCCUGAAGACCUGUUGGCUGCAGCUCGCCGACUUCCGCAAGGUGGGCGAUGCCCUGAAGGAGAAAUACGACAGUGCCGCCGCCAUGAAACUCAACAGCCGGGGCAAGCUGGUGCAAGUGAACAGCCGCUUCAACGCGCCCACCAUCCACGACCUGGUCUACAUCGACCCCAGCCCCGACUACUGCGUGCGCAACGAGAGCACCGGCUCCCUGGGCACCCAGGGCCGCCUUUGCAAUAAGACCUCGGAGGGCAUGGACGGCUGCGAACUCAUGUGCUGCGGCCGGGGCUACGACCAGUUCAAGACGGUGCAGCGCGAGCGCUGCCACUGCAAGUUCCACUGGUGCUGCUACGUGAAAUGCAAGUUGUGCACGGAGAUCGUGGACCAGUUCGUGUGCAAAUAGGGGAGGGCCGAGGUGGGAGGAACUGCUGCCGCCUGCCAGCGAGGGGUUGUGGGCCCCUCUCCCCUUCCACAGGACUAUCUCCACUUUAUUUAUAGAGUCCAAGGAGUUGUUGUCUUUUUUUUUUUUUUUUUAAAGGGGGGGGGAUGGGGGGAAGGAAAAAGAAAAAAAAAAGAGAGAAAAAAGAAAAAUAUAAAGGUUGCAAAGAGAAGUGCCUGGAACCCUCUCUGCAUCCAUCCCAGAACUGUGUGUGGCUUAUAUUUUUGGCAAUAAUGGGGGAGAACCUGAGAAUAUUUAUUUUACAAAGUAAAAAAAUUGACUUUUCUUAAAAACAAUAGAGUAGUUUGAGGGGAAAAUCCAACAUAUCCUAAUUUAGUCCCAUGGGACAUAAUACAUGUGCAGUAGGCAGAGAAACCAUGUAAUGUGCUUGGGGAUGUUAGAACAAUCUUACGGAUGUGAGGAGCACGCAGACCUGUGCGUGACUUCUAGCUGCAGACACUAGGAGUUAUCAGAAUAGGGUAUAUAAAGCUGUUCAGUACAUUUAGGCCUCUGUAAAUAAGGGGUGGUAUAUUCACGAGGUUUGUCACGAAGUGCAGUGUCAGUCGCCUAUCUGAAUGUGCCCACUUAAGUACACAAUAUCGUCCGAGGGUAAAGAGCAUAGGAUCAUAAAGGCUUCAGCUGUGCUAGUCGUGAUUCAUUGGGUUUGGUUCCAAAACCUAGCAAAAGCAAAAAGCAAAAAAUACAAUUUGCCCUGGCAGAUACUAGAGGUAUACUUCAAGGCAGAGUGUGUCCUGAUUAGUUUUUCAACUAAUUGUGAUGUUUGGGGGUCUUCUGCUAGAGAUCGCUGCGAGCAGAUGAGGUCUCGAUUGCAGUGGUGCCCCGUAGCCUGGCUGGGGAGGAGUCGCGCGCUUGCCAGCGGUGACAUUGCGUGCCUGCAAACAGUUUUGCUCUCCCAGCCUGGAAAGCCCACAGCAAAUAAAAUCCCCAAAUCUGAAAAUGCCUUAAAAAUGGUGUGAUAGUUGGCUACCUUUUGAAACACAGCUUGACAAAUAACUCCUCUGAUUUUGUGAGAAAAUAAAUCAUUAGAUAUCCACUCUUGGGAUGAUUGAUUCUUUUUUUUUCCCUGCAGAUUUUGGGAAUGCUUUCACUCAAGGAGACAAUAGUUCCAUAUUUUAAUAACAUUAAGUGGCUAUUAUAGUUCAAUGAGAUGUUGCAGCAAUACCAAAUUUAUCAUCCUAUGUCUUUAAUACACAUGCUUUAGUUAAUAUAUUGCAGCUAUACACUAUAACUGUUCAGACUAUACUUGAGCAGUUACAUAUAUAUGGGAAAACUGUGGUCUGCUGGUGUCUGAUAUUUCAAAGCUUUUUGUACAUAUAUAUUUUAAUGAUUUAGAAAAUAAAAUUUCUAAAUUACAGGGGCAGUUCAUCCCCCAUUUUCUUUUUCAGAUCUCUUCAGGUUUUUAGAUUGAUUUUAGCCUUUUGGUGGUUUUAAUUUUUCAAUUCUUUUUAAAAAACUUUUAUAAUUCAAAGGUUUUAAGGAUAAUCACAAAGAAGCAAGCCUCUUCCCAGCUUUAGGACUUUCUUGGGUUGGUGUUGGAGGCAGUACCCUGCACUCGACUUCAUACUGGUUUGGAGAUUGCUUCUAUUUCACUUUCAUGUAAGGGCAUUAUUGAUUAUUGCUGAAAGGAGACACCUUAAAUCCAAAUGUGCUGCAUUCGGCCCUCGGUUUUCAUUGUUUGUAAUGAAAAUUGUUAUUUGUUGAACAAUACGCGUUCCUCCCCCCGGUGCUGUGUAUUUGCACAGCUUCUGGUCAUUGGUUCAGAUGCCUCUUUCCAGCUCACACCCAACCAAUAAGUUAAAGAAAUUGGUUCUACAGAUACAAAAUGAAGAAAAUCUCUCACUUUAGCCUAGUUGUACUAAAGCCUUAACUUUUCACGAGCCUAUAAGCUGUAUCAUAAAGUUCAUCUGAUCAUUUAUCAGCUGCUUAAAUGGCGCUUUAUUGCUCUUAAUUUAUUGUACAAGGACAUAUUUACCCCUCAAUUUCAGAUGUUUGCAAAGAAUAUCUUUAAAGUAAGAAAAAUAAAUAAAGCACUAAUUCAUUGAAUAUGUCACUUUUGGUUUUUAUUAUACAAAAACCAUGGUCAUUUUUUUCGUUUGCUGAAUCACCUCUUGUUCCUUUUUAGUGACUUGUGUCUGAGCAGAACUGAGUCUAAUGAUCCUAGCUAUUAAAACACUAUUUAAUGUAAAAUAUUUUACUUGUCAUUCAGAUAUGUAAAUCUUCUAUGUCCUUUCCUCUGUUCUGUACAUUUAAUGUACAUAUUUCUGUCUUGCGUGAUUUGUAUAUUUCACUGGUUUUUUAAAAAAAGAAAGGAUUAUGCCAUAAUGGAAGAUAGACUAUAAAAAUAAAACUUUGGUUGUAUAUUG
Molecule: messenger RNA, 4644 nt
Organism: Dromaius novaehollandiae (emu)
Lineage: Eukaryota; Metazoa; Chordata; Aves; Casuariiformes; Dromaiidae
Gene: WNT5A
Product: Wnt family member 5A
Exons: 5
Coding region: 1067-2224 (385 amino acids)
Biological process (GO): cell fate commitment; neuron differentiation; multicellular organism development
Cellular component (GO): extracellular region
Molecular function (GO): frizzled binding; cytokine activity
Source: RefSeq, a predicted model, not a curated record